Messenger RNA from Anolis carolinensis (green anole), 768 nucleotides. RefSeq names its product unc-119 lipid binding chaperone B (gene unc119b). The record is from RefSeq and is a predicted model, not a curated record. Gene Ontology annotation, cellular component: cilium. The transcript has 5 exons. Gene Ontology annotation, molecular function: lipid binding. Lineage: Eukaryota; Metazoa; Chordata; Lepidosauria; Squamata; Anolidae. The coding region runs from base 62 to 754 and encodes 230 amino acids. Gene Ontology annotation, biological process: lipoprotein transport; cilium assembly; nervous system development.
CCCAUAGCGACGGGAGCAGGCGGCGGCCAUCUUGGCGGCGGCGGCAGCCGGCCCGGCGGCGAUGAGCGGCUCGAAGCCCAGGGUGGCGCCGGCUCCGGCGGGGAGGGGGGCCCUCAGCCGCCUCCGAGGGCCCAGGGGCUCCGGGGACGCCCCCGCCGCCGCCCUGCCCCGCACCGAAGCCGAGCUGCUGGCACUGGAGCCCGUCCGGCCCGAACACGUCCUCGGCCUCAGCCGCGUCACCGAAAACUAUCUGUGCCGACCUGAAGACAAUAUCUAUAACAUCGACUUCACCAAGUUCAAGAUCCGGGACCUAGAAACAGGGACUGUGCUUUUUGAAAUUGCCAAACCUUCAUCUUCAGAGCAAGAGGAUGAUGACAAUGAUCCUGGGGUAAUAGACACCAGCGCAGGCCGUUUUGUUCGCUAUCAGUUCACACCGGCUUUCCUGCGCCUCCGAACCGUCGGUGCAACAGUGGAGUUCACUGUGGGAGACAAGCCUGUGUCAAACUUCCGCAUGAUUGAAAGGCAUUAUUUCCGAGAUCGCCUUCUCAAGAACUUUGACUUUGAUUUUGGCUUCUGUAUCCCCAGCAGCCGAAAUACCUGUGAGCACAUUUAUGAGUUUCCCCAGCUUUCAGAGGACCUCAUCCGUCUGAUGGUAGACAACCCCUAUGAGACCCGCUCAGACAGCUUCUACUUUGUGGACAACAAGCUGAUCAUGCACAAUAAGGCCGACUACGCCUACAAUGGGGGCCAGUAGCAUCCUUUGUUAGU